AGCCAUGUCUUUGCCAGGCAGAAGGCGCAUGUGUUCCUGAACGGCGUCGGUCAACUAUAGGGAUUCACCUGUAGGUAUCCUUACUCAGAGGGGGGUACAGAGAACAAACGUGGACUGUGUUCUUCUAAGGAGAGAACUCUGAGUGAUUUGGUCAGGGGACAUGUGGGUUAGUGAGAACGGCAGAGGGCCUGAGUUCUGCUUGGGGAACCGACUGGACAGAAGGCAGCGGAACCCUCCACUCAGGAAUCUCCACCGGCCCAGAUGUCCCAUCAACGCCGCCAGCUGGCCGCGUGGCUCUGGCUCAGUCCUCCGCCAGGAGAAGGCACCUUGUUAUCUGUCCUUUGUCAGUAAGGCCAUCCUGUGGGACCGGGCAUUCAACCAGUGGACAGACCAUACUGCCCCUGAUGGACGUCCCUCCCUGUGUCCUCGUUUCCUGGCCCACAUGAAGGCCUGUCCUGCAGACCUUAGACCCCGAUGUUUCCUAUCCAGCAAGCCCAGGCCACGACCUCCUCAGCAGGGACAGACUGAAGUAAGACAAUCCUUGAGUGCACCGAAGAUGCAUGCAUAUACAGUGUCCAGGAGCAGACCGCAGUACCCCAACACCACCAGGAGGAGGUGCUCCGCUGUUGUUGUUCCCUGUGUUCCAACACCAGUUUCACCCUGUCCCAGCAGAGCCUCCCCUGAGCUCCGUGUCACUGAAUCUAGGCCACCAAGUAUCAAUCCCCACCCUGAUUCGGCCCCACCUCAGAUCCAUCAUCCGGAGGGGGGGACGGAUACCAAGGAUGAGGCACUAGAGAGGGGGGAAGUCCUCUUGGCUACUUCAGUGGCCUUCUGCCCUCCAGGGCCAGACUUAGACCUCAGUUGUGGGCCUGAAGACACUGGUCCCUUGGCCUCUCCGGUACCUAGUUUCUCAGAGGGUUCGCUCUCAGACUUCACUCGUCCCCCAUCCAGCCAGUUCAGCCGGAGCACUGACCUGAGUAGUGGACGAAGCAGUGUCCUAUCUGAGGAUCUGAGUGGCCUGAACUCUCCACUCUCCCGGCUCUGCUCCCCUUCCAUGUCCCUGUCUGCUCUGGCCUCCUGCACCCCACAGGACUCCCCAACACCCCAACCCCUAAACCCAACCCUUCACCCACCUCUCCACCGCCCUGUCUCGGACCAGCUACAGCGCCGCUCAUCUGACUGGACUACCCCGGAGCCCCAGUCGGGCUAUGUCCUUUCACGUUACCCAGAACCAUCCCUGGACCCCAACCGGGACUGUGCUGCCCCAUCUUUUCCCUCAGAGACCUGGCGGUCCAGUCCUAGCCCGCAAUGCGGAAUAACCCUCAGGCCUGGGUCAGGCCUGGUCUCAGGUUCCGCCUCACCUUCUACGACGACUGAGAGGAAAGAAUGGACGUCAAGCCGCUGGUCUGUCCUUCCCCCGAUCUCUCCAGCAAGAGAUGGCAGUGACACAGUGGCUUCUCAAUCGCGCUGUUCUCAGGUCAGCUCAAGCCAGUCCCGUGUGUUUGAUGAACUGGAGGCCGUCGCCCCCCGGACAUCCUUCUGUCCGUCCCUGGACCACCCUCUCAGCUCAGCAGACUGCAGCCCACCUGGCACAGAUAUGUCCCCUGGCCUUGCUGCUCUGACAGUAGGUUGUGACAUGGGGGAGCUGGGCUCCCUUUCCCGGGUGCAGCUCCUGCUCUUGGACCGACCGGAACCCAUGAACCCGCGCUUUCUCUCUGGUCAACACCAGCACUCACUGGGAAAGGAUGUAACAAGAGGCCACACUGCCAAGCUCAGCGCCAGCAGACCCGGACCAUGUGCCACAGGCGUCCUACAGCCCGUCACAGCUGCCAGCUGUGGAAACGGCAGUGCUUCGGAGAGGUGUGCUGCCACAGGCGAAGUCCGUGGAGAGCGUGAACUCACGAUGCCAGGAGACCCGGAGGAUGGCCCCAGGUCUCCGUGGUCGUGGACCGGUGACUCCGGUCCAUCCGACAUCAUCUCCAGGUCUCCCUGCUCACCCUGCCAGUACAGCUGUGAUGGGGAGGAGUCGGACAGCCAAACAAGCCAGGCCUCUACUACCCUGAAUGACAGAAACUCAGGCCCCGGCCCUGACCAGGAAGCCUCAGAGAGGGAGGAGCCUGGUUGCACUCUCCGAGGGGAGCGUGUCGGAACUUCCGCGGGUGGGAGGAGGAGACCUGGGAGGACGGAGCGCAGAAUGAGGCAGAAGGAGCGAAUAAGGGAAGAGAGAAAAACAAAGGUGCUGAACAUCUACUCCAAGCUCCAGGACAGAGGUGCCCUCCAGCCGAGCCACAACCGGGGGCGCUCCAAGUUCGAGGACUUCAACUUCUUGGCAAAGUAUUGCAUUUUCAGCCAGGAGAAACUGACAGAAUACAAAAGGGCUUUUGAAGCGGUGGACAGUGACAGAGAUGGUUACAUCUCCUGCUUGCAAGUGCUGUUGGGACUGAAGAAGAUCAUCCCUUCAGAACUGCUGUCUGAUGAGGAAGAGAUCUACGUCUACAGAAUACUCGAAAUGGUGGAUUUCAGGGUGACAGAUGGACUUACAGACCUGCGGCUCUUUGCGGUGAUUGCCAGUCUGGCACAGAAAAUAGCCACCAUGGAUGUGUUCAUGCGUUCCCUUAUAAGCAAAAUGGACUUUCGUUCUUUGGAGUUGAAGCUUUACAAGGCAAAGCAGCUGUUCCUGUUCCUGCUGGAGGGGCAGUCAGGAGGCUCUGUAGCCCAGCAAGGCUGUAUCAGCGCAGAGCAGCUCCUGGUGGAGCUGAAGGCCGGGGGCGUCCGACCGGAACAAGAGGAAGCCAUCAAACAGGAGCUCCAACACGUCGGCUCCCUGGACCUGCUGGACUUCCUGGCGUACCUGCCCCUCUUCCUCCUCAUCCACAACUCGGUCAUCACCAACCCACUGGAUGACUCCAGCAACCUGUGAUGUCAUCCUUUACCCAGGGUGGACUCAGUUCUAUUGUAUCCUGCCUCUACACGGUGGUUACAAAGUUACACGCUCACUUGCUGAAGAUCGUCCUCCUUUUUUUUUCCCCCUUCUUAUUUUAGUAGUUGGGAACACUUUUAAUGUUGUUGGGUUUUUUUUGUGUGUCGUCUGAGGCGUUUCUUCAAAAGGGCUUUGGAAACUCCCUUUGGAAUAUGUAUUUAGAAAUGACCUACCCCUGUGCUUUGGGCUACAGAAGGUGGACAUUUAGGCUUGAGAAUGGUGCUGUCUAUGGUACUGAAAUAUGUGGGGCUUUUCAAUUGCAGUUCAUGUUGAACAAGUAAUUCACUGAAUACGGCCAUAACAGGUUUAGACUCUAAUAAGGAUGUGUUGCUAAUUGUCUGCCAAAUGUUAAAAUGCGGCCACAAAUUGAAAAUCAUGCAAAACCUGCUGUUGAUAUGAGCGUCUGAUUUAUGCCAGACCCUUGCACUGUUUAUUCCGACGGGAAUAUGAUGGCUCACAACUUCAGCAUCUUGAUGAUGUGCCAUUAUCAAAAUAAAAAAGGGCAAGUGUAGUCUAACCUAAAUCUCCUAUGUGUUUUCAAUCUCUUAGCUUAAGGUGAGAGCGUCCGGAAAGAAAUUGCUGAUUAGAUAUGGCAGUGUGCUCUUUAUUUUCCAUCACGCUUCACAGAGUCGGUGAGGAAAGCAUUAAUGCACUCUGACAGGCGGUUACGGAAUUGUUCGGACCAUUCAUUGCUUUUUUCGGGUGGCUGUUUCAUACAAAUGCUAUAAUGCCUAAUAAGGGUACCAAAGAGCGCCGCAAAUAUUGCCGGUUUUUUCUUCUUCUUGCAAAUAGCAGAUGUUGUUGCUGGUGUAGUUUCAGUGCCUUAACAACACAGUUGACUUACUCUAACAUUUAAAAUCUCUACACAAGUACAAUUUACAAAUGUUCAAAUGGAUCAUCAAAAUGGCAGUCUACCCAUAUAUCAGUCCAAGCAAGAUAGUAAAAAUCUAAAUCUACUUAACAAGGCAGAAAUAAAUGGAAAGGGACUAGCAUUCAGUACCAGUGUCCACAAUAAACGUGAGACAGUAGCGUGGAGCGAAUGGGUGCAUGCUGGUGGUAGAUUAUGCAUGUGUACAUUGAGUGUGGGUGAUUGAGUUAUUGAGAGAGAGGGUGUGUUAGUUGAGUGUGUGUGAUUGUGAAUGCGAUGACUGCGUGUAAAUGAGCUGGUUGUGUAUGUGGCCCUAGGGUGCAGGUUAGAGUGCAGGGCGGAAAGGUACAAUCCCAUUUCCAAAAGAGUUGGGACGCUGCGUAAAAUGUAAAUAACAACAAAAUGCAAUGAUGUGCA
Esox lucius (northern pike) is the source of this 4265-nucleotide messenger RNA. RefSeq lists its product as uncharacterized. The transcript is spliced from 16 exons. The record is from RefSeq and is a predicted model, not a curated record. Gene Ontology annotation, molecular function: calcium ion binding. Lineage: Eukaryota; Metazoa; Chordata; Actinopteri; Esociformes; Esocidae. Bases 161 to 2920 code for a protein of 919 amino acids.